Acanthopagrus latus (yellowfin seabream) is the source of this 1466-nucleotide messenger RNA. RefSeq names its product ATPase H+ transporting V1 subunit D (gene atp6v1d). The transcript has 9 exons. Bases 173 to 919 code for a protein of 248 amino acids. Gene Ontology annotation, cellular component: proton-transporting V-type ATPase complex. Gene Ontology annotation, molecular function: proton-transporting ATPase activity, rotational mechanism. NCBI's taxonomy places the organism in Eukaryota, Metazoa, Chordata, Actinopteri, Spariformes, Sparidae. The record is from RefSeq and is a predicted model, not a curated record.
ACGGAGAGUCGGACAAGAUCACGAGCAUCAGUCCGAUCACUGCCUCUAAUCCUGCACGGAAAACAGCGAUUUUCUAAAUUAAUCAAGGAGUACACUAGCUAACGCGUUAGUGUUAAUUUUAGGUAACGGGAUUAAAAAAAAAGACGGCAACUGUCGACCAAAGGACGAGAAGAUGUCUGGAAAAGACAGGAUCGACGUUUUCCCCUCCAGAAUGGCUCAGACCAUCAUGAAGGCUCGGCUGAAAGGAGCUCAGACCGGCCGCAACCUGCUGAAGAAGAAAUCCGACGCUCUCUCCAUGCGCUUCCGCCAGAUCCUCCGUAAAAUCAUCGAAACUAAGACUAAGAUGGGAGAGGUGAUGAGGGAGGCGGCCUUCUCUUUGGCUGAAGCCAAAUUUGCAGCUGGAGACUUCAGCACAACUAUAAUCCAGAAUGUCAACAAAGCCCAAGUGAAGGUCCGAGCCAAGAAAGACAACGUGGCUGGUGUUACCCUUCCAGUUUUUGAGCACUACCAAGAAGGCGGGGACAGUUAUGAGCUGACUGGUCUGGCCAGAGGAGGAGAGCAGCUCUCCAGGUUGAAGAGGAACUACGCCAGAGCUGUGGAGCUGCUGGUGGAGUUGGCCUCCUUACAGACGUCUUUCGUUACUCUGGAUGAAGCCAUUAAGAUCACCAACCGCCGUGUGAAUGCCAUCGAGCAUGUGAUUAUUCCCCGGAUUGAUCGCACCCUCACCUACAUCGUCACAGAGCUGGAUGAGAGAGAACGAGAGGAGUUCUACAGGCUGAAGAAGAUCCAAGAGAAGAAGAAGCAGCUCAGGGAAAGGACAGAAAAGGAGAUCGCAGAGCGCUUGGCUAAGCUGGGUCCCAUCGCAGAGCCGGCCAACAUGCUGACGGAGGAGAUGGAUGAGGACCUGCUGUUCGAGUGAACGGACUCCGACUUCGCCCAUCACCACCCUAUUUAUUCAGUGCCUCUCAGGCCACGUCUCUGUCUUCUCAUGCAAGUGAUGAAAGUUGUUUUUGUUUUUUUUUGUGCGUGUGUACUUGUCUGUGAUUUGUUCUGUGGUUUCAGUGCUGGAAGGUGCUGCAUGUUUGCAGAUCUGUCACUGUACAGAGCCCACGAGGGACUCAGUUCACUAUGAUAAUCUAAGUAAUAAGAAUAUAAAUAUGUUUACACGCGGCUUGUGCGUGAAAUUCACAAAGCAUUCCGUGUGACUUGUACAUAUUUCCCCACAACAUUUCGAGCCCUUGCAUGCUGUAAAGCUUAAGGUGGUUGUAGAUGUCAGAGAGUGUGUGAGUCUGUGUUGUGGAGGCCCGUCCCGCCGCUGACCUCAUGUCACGGGGGGUUGCUGUUACCUCAUUAGAGGAUGUUUACCAUUGUACCAGAAACUCCUGAUGAAACCCUGCUGUAACACUCUGUGAUCAAGUCAACAAAGCCCAGAACUUCAUCCAAAUAAAGAUGUUAUCAAUAUCCAA